This is a messenger RNA of Exophiala xenobiotica, 1686 nucleotides long. RefSeq lists its product as uncharacterized. The record is from RefSeq and is a predicted model, not a curated record. Gene Ontology annotation, biological process: mRNA processing. Lineage: Eukaryota; Fungi; Ascomycota; Eurotiomycetes; Chaetothyriales; Herpotrichiellaceae. Gene Ontology annotation, cellular component: nucleus. The transcript has 4 exons. Gene Ontology annotation, molecular function: RNA binding. The coding region runs from base 1 to 1686 and encodes 561 amino acids.
AUGUCAGGACUCGAUGUCGAGGCUCUCCUUGAGUCCACAGCCGCCACCGAUGUCAAAGAAUCUCCUCGCGAACCCGAUGACCGCCAUCGCAGCGACCGUAGUGAGCGUCGUGACAGAGACAAAUACCGCGAUGGUUCCCGUGAUCGAGACAAAGACCGCAAAAGACGGGACAGAAGCCGGGAACACCGACGAGAUCGAGACCGCGACCGAGAUGAUGACAUGAGAAGCCCCAGAAGCGAACAUGGCUCUGCUAACGGCAGUCACAGAAGUAGGAGGAGGAGUCGCAGUCGCGAUGACGACAGAAGACGUUCCAGACGUGACGAAGGCCAUCACCGUCGACGAUCCAGGUCUCCCGAAUAUGAUCGCUACUACCGACCCGAAGGACGACCUCGACGUGAUGACGAUGAUAGACGCGACCGUGACAAAGACCGCCGUCGUUCGGAAAGCCCCAAAAAGGGUGUAAAGACCAAAACACCUGAACCACAACUUACUGAGGAUGAGCGUGACAGGAGAACCGUUUUCGUACAACAACUUGCCGCGCGCCUCCGCACAAAAGAGUUGAUCCAGUUCUUCGAGAAAGUGGGACCUGUCAAAGAGGCUCAGAUUGUCAAAGAUCGGGUCAGCGGUCGCUCUAAAGGUGUCGGCUACGUCGAGUUCAAGGAUGAAGAGUCGGUGCCCCUUGCCAUCCAAAUGACCGGACAGAAACUCCUCGGGAUCCCCAUUAUUGCUCAACUCACAGAAGCAGAAAAGAAUCGACAAGCCCGCAACCCCGAAGCUAGCAGCAGCAAUCACAACUCUGUCCCCUUUCAUCGUCUCUACGUUGGAAACAUUCAUUUCAGUAUCACUGAGCAAGACUUGCAGAAUGUUUUUGAGCCUUUUGGAGAGCUGGAAUUCGUUCAGCUUCAGAAGGACGAAACAGGGCGCAGUCGUGGUUAUGGUUUUGUCCAGUUUCGUGAUCCCAAUCAAGCUCGUGAGGCUCUUGAGAAAAUGAACGGCUUUGACCUUGCAGGACGUCCCAUCCGAGUCGGUCUAGGCAACGACAAAUUUACGCCUGAAUCAACAGCCAAUCUGCUUCAGCGCUUUCAAGGUCAGAACCAGCCCGGCUACCAGGGCUCGGCCUUUUCCGGUUCCGGCGGGCGAGGAUCUCACGCUGGUGGCACCGGCGGCACUUUCGAUCGUGCAGGCGGCCGUGAUAACGACAAGGGUACUGGCGGGGCCAGUGCUCUGGAUGAUACCGAUGUCGCUGGCGUGAACUUCAACAACUACAGCCGAGAUGCAUUGAUGCGCAAACUUGCUAGGACAGAUGAUUCCACCACCGUGCCCGAGAAACGCAGUGUCGUUCCAAAGAAGGAGAGCAAGCCUCUGCCAGUCAAUGUCAGCCAAGCGAGUCGCUGCGUUUUGUUGCGGAAUAUGUUUGAUCCUACGGAGGAAGAAGGCGAAAGCUGGAUUAAGGAGCUCGAGGACGACGUCCGUGCCGAAUGCGAGGAGAAAUAUGGCCACGUUGUGCACAUAUCACUCGAUCCGAACACCCAAGGUGACAUUUAUUUGAAGUUCGAACGCGUGUCUGGUGGCGAGAACGCUAUCAAAGGCCUCAACGGCCGUUACUUCGGCGGUAGGCAGAUCAGCGCGCAGCCAGUCGUUGACGCCGUCUACAGCAGUUUGUUCUCUAGGACCAAGGCUCUAUGA